AUGGACGGCGAAGGAGGAGGCUCUGCGGCGGUGCAACACCACACGCGCUCCCCCGAGGACGUCUUCCGCGAUUUCCGCGCGCGCCGCGCCGGCAUCGUCAAGGCGCUCACCACGGGUCAGCUAGCCUCACGCAUUUCCAGCCUCCUCCUCUUUGUCCUCUUGGUUUGUGGAUGCUUCUCUGACGCUAUUGCUGGUUCCGUGGUGCGCGCAGAUGUGGAGAAGUUCUAUCAGCAGUGCGAUCCAGAGAAAGAGAACUUGUGCCUUUAUGGUUUGCCAAAUGAGACUUGGGAGGUCACUCUUCCAGCGGAGGAAGUACCUCCUGAGCUUCCAGAACCAGCACUGGGGAUAAACUUUGCACGUGAUGGAAUGAUCGAAAAAGAUUGGCUGUCUCUAGUUGCAGUUCAUAGUGAUGCAUGGCUCCUGUCUGUUGCAUUCUACUUUGGUGCUCGCUUUGGAAUUGAUAAAGAUGCCAGGAGAAGGCUCUUCACCAUGAUUAAUAACCUGCCCACUGUUUAUGAAGUUGUGACGGGGGUUGCUAAGAAGCAAUCGAAAGCCCCCAAUGGCAGCAGCAAAAGCAGCAAAUCUAACUCUAAACCAUCAAAACAGACCAAUUCUAACAGUAAGCCCGUGAAGCCAGCCCACCCAAAAGAAGAGGAGGACAGCGGCCAUGAGGACGCAGAGGAGGAGGACCAGGCGUACCUGUGUGGGUCCUGCGGGGAGAGCUAUGCGAACGGGGAGUUCUGGAUCUGCUGCGAUGUCUGCGAGAAGUGGUUCCAUGGCAAGUGUGUCCGCGUCACCCCUGCGAAGGCAGAGCACAUCAAGCAGUACAAGUGUCCCAGCUGCAGCACCAAGCGGAGCCGGGAAUGA
Messenger RNA from Miscanthus lutarioriparius, 867 nucleotides. The record is from the annotation of a GenBank genome assembly. Lineage: Eukaryota; Viridiplantae; Streptophyta; Magnoliopsida; Poales; Poaceae.